Messenger RNA from Capsicum annuum, 738 nucleotides. RefSeq lists its product as uncharacterized. The record is from RefSeq and is a predicted model, not a curated record. Bases 1 to 738 code for a protein of 245 amino acids. The transcript has a single exon. NCBI's taxonomy places the organism in Eukaryota, Viridiplantae, Streptophyta, Magnoliopsida, Solanales, Solanaceae.
AUGAACCUUGUUGGUUUCACAAAGAGACAGUUGCAAUCUAUGAGAGAUUCUAAAUGGGAUUCUUUGGUAAAUGAUGUUUCUUUAUUUUGUGCAAAACAUGAUAUUGUGAUUCCCAAAAUGAAUAAGAAUUAUUCUCUUGGAAAGUCAAAGCGUAAGAUUUCAAGUAUCAUAUAUUCUCAUCUUUUGUGUGUUGAAAUUUUUAAUGUUGUAAUUGAUUUGCAACUUGGUGAGCUUAACAGUCGUUUUGAUAAAGUGAAUAUUGAUCUACUUCUUGGUAUGGCUAGUUUGAGUCCAGAUAACUCUUUUGUAAAUUAUGAUAAAAAUAGGAUUAUAAAACUUGCUACCUAUUAUCCAGAUGAGUUUAGUACUUCCAUGCUUGAGGAUCUUAGUUUUGAGCUUGACAAUUAUAUUGACUAUGUGCGACAAGGGAAUAAUGAUUUCUCUAAGUUGAAAAGACUUGGGGAUCUUUCAAAGACAUUGGUGAAAAUAAAUUUGCACAAGACUUGGAGACUGGUAUAUUUGCUUGUGAAGUUGAUUUUGAUAUUACCUGUGGCAACUGCAACGGUGGAAAGAGAUUUCUCUUUGAUAAAAUAUAUUAAGAAUGACCUGCAUAGCAGAAUUGGUGAUGAAAUUUUGAAUGAUUGUUUAGUUUGUUAUAUAAAAGAUGAGGUAUUUGAAACUGUACAUAAUGAAGCGAUCAUUGAUCGUUUUCAAAACAUGACAAGUCGUCGAGUAUGA